AUCAAAUUUAUAAACUAUAUAGAACUAAAUCAUACCCCGAUUUUCGAAGGCUCUAACAUUUUACGUUAUGAAUUUAUAAGUUAGCUGCUAAUUAACUGUUGUGUCGUUGUCAGCAUUAUCCAUAGAGAAGGCGUUGUCUAUGCUUCAUUUUUAAAUUGUUUAAUGUUUAUUGUCAUUCAUUGAAAAUAUUCAAUUACUGAUAUAUUGCCCAAGUUCAAUAAUUUAUUACAUUACAUAUUACAUAUUUGUCAAACAUUAAUUAAAUUUCUUUAAUUUACAUCCACAUAUAAUGGCUGAAGUAAAGAAACAUUUAUACGUUAAGAAAAGAGGUAAGUUCUAUUUUAUGUCAUAUUUUUUUUUACUAUUAUUUAAGUUUAAUGUAUGGUUUUUAUGAAUUUAGAGCAAAUACAAUUUUUUCAUACAUACAAAUAAUUUUACUUGUUUACACUCUCUUAGGGAAGGGAUCAAAAUACUUUUAUGGUACCUAUACUUGUUGUAAGAGUUAAUAAAUUAGUUCAGGUCGACAGCCGGUGUAUAAUUCUGUCAAACAACAUGAAAAGUUCUAAAUUAGACUUGAGAUAAUUAUUCCAUCUUGAAUGUAUGCAGAGAUAACAGGUGAGAAGAAGUAUCAUGGUGCAUGAUGUUUGAAGAUGAAAUAGCUUUGUUAAGGGAUUAAGAAGGAGUUAACAAUAGGCUUAAAACACUUGAAGGAAAGGGACUAAGAUUAAGUAGAAGUAAAAUAGAGUAUGAGUUCAGAGGAACAGGACAAGAUAGUUAAGGACAAUCAGUGGUUAUUAACGAUGUUCGGAGUUUCAAGUAACUAGGAUAUAUUGUACAAAAGAACGAUAGUUGUCAUGAAAAUGUGAAACAUAUUGAGGGUAGAUGGAUAAAGAAAAAAGAAGAAUCAAUUGUUUUAUUUGACAAGAGUAUUCAACUUAGUUAAGUUUUACAAAAGUGUAGUGAGAUAGACUAUGUUGUAUGGUUCAGAGUGUUGGGCCAAAGAAAAAUAGAAUAGAGAAUGAUGAUAAUUGCUUGAGGUUGUUGAGUGGAGUAAUAAAAUAAGAUACAAAAAGAAAUUGAUAUAUAAGUGGUACCUUAGGUGUAGCUUCGAUAAUAAUUUAGGAGUUUUUUUGACAAAUUAAAACAAUUGAUAAAAGUUAAAUCAAAGUAGCUAUUUGUUUUCUAAUUUUAAAAAUAAUAAUUGUAUUAUGUAUUAUAUUUAACAAUUCAUUUUUUUUAUGUCGAUUAUAAAAUAUUUUAAAUUAAUUUUACAAAUCUAAGCCUAUUACAUCUUGCUUAUUUUAAUUUUAGAUGGCAGUGUAGAAAGUGUACAUUAUGAUGAAAUUAUUGCACGUAUCAAACACUUAUGUUAUGGUUUAGAUUCAGAAAAUAUUGAUCCAGUAAGUUCAAAUAUAUAUUAUAUUUUCACAUAUAUUCUCUUAUAAUUUUUUUAUCUAUCUAUAAAAUUAUUGAAAGGUACAAUUUUUAGCAUAAAUUCUGGUUUACACUGUAAAAAUGUAUUUUUCAAAUAUUUGUCAGUGUGAAUCCAACUUAAAAAUAUCUAAUUGGAAAGUAUUGGUUUAUCAGUUUACUAUUUUAUAUUAAUUAAUGUAAUACAAAACUAUUUUCUAGGCUGCUUUGGCAAUUUGUGUGAUAAAAAAAUGUCUUUACCCUGGUAUUACUACAUCUCAACUAGACGAUGCAGCGGCUAAAAUGGCAAUUACUAUGGCUAACAUUCAUCCAGAUUAUGAGCAACUGGCUGCUCGUAUUGCUAUUUCUAAUUUACAUAAACAAACUAAAGAAAAAUUUAGUGGUAAACAUCCUUGAUUAUAUAAUCUAUAUUUUUAAUAUACCUAUUAAACACCAUUCUUUGAAAGCAAACACAAAAUAACAAUAAUAAUUAAAAAAAAUAUGUGUACGCAUUUGUGUUUUCUAUGUAGUUUUACUAUAUCUUUAUUUAUCAAUAUUUAGUUGAAAAAUGUCUAUAAUACAUGUGAAAUAUGAAAAGUGGUAAAAAAAAAAAAAUGGGCUUUUAUCUAAUACAUUGGUUUAUUCCAAUAUCAUAUCAGCUCACCAUUAGUUUUAUAGUUAUACGUUUCCUCUUAAAAAGAAUUCCAAUGUAAAAUAUAGAAAUAUGUGCUAUACCCAUAUAAUUUUAUAGAUAUCCAAAGCUAUCCUUACAAAAUUUGACUUUUAAAGGUUGAUUGAUAAAAGGUUUUUGAUAUUUAUGGCACGCAAAUUGAAUUGUUUGUUGGUUACUUUACAUCAAAUAAAUAAAUAAAUAAUCUAUUUAAAUUUUUCAUAGGUAAGAAAAGACAACAGCGUUUAACUAUAAAAGAAGCAUCUGGGACAGAAAAGAAGGUUACAUUGAGUUUCUUUAAUUAAAAUUGGUUUCUGAUAGGGUUUUUUUUAUUAAGCUUUUAAAUGGUAAAAAAAAAAAGUAGAAAAAAAUAGUUUCCCACAUUGCGGGGGAAAUCACUUUUUACCGUUAUCUGAUAUUCUGAUACAUGUUACAAUACAAAAACUAGAUAUAAAAAUUACACCUGAUAUCUGAUAUUUAAAAUUGAAGACCGUGAAUAUUUGUUGAAAUUCAUAUUUGAGACAUUAUAGACAUUUUUCUCUGAAAAAAAAAGAACUGGUAUUAGUUUAUGUAUCAGUCCACACGUAGGUAGUUAAAGGAUUUUACAAUUUAAAAAAAAAAAAAACUAAUGUUUUUACUGAGUUAAAAUAUAGUGUUUUGAAAAACAAUAAUUUUAGUGAUCUAAACUUGUCAGACAAUUGCUUCCCUUUUUAAACAAAUCUUGUUUUACUCGUGACAUAUCUAAAAUACAUGUGUGGUAUUUAUUUCCCUUGAUUAAAAUAAUAAAGUAAAAACAAAAUUAUAAAUGGUUAAUACUCAUAAAUAAAUUAAUGAAUAUUUCACUCAGAAACUAAAAUAAUUUAUAUUUAUAUAUAUAUAUAUAUAUAUAUAUGAUGUUGGACAAUAUAAAAAUAUCUCCACGAAUUAUGAACACUGUGAGAAAAAAAACAAUAUCAAAUUUCUUACUAAAUUUUCUGUUUAAUACGAUAAACAAUGAAAUAUUUAAAUUGUUGUACAAUCAGUAGUGACAGUGUAGCGUGUUCAAGUAAAUAUUAAAUAAAGAUUUUCUUUGUGAAUAUGGAUACUAACAUAUGAUAUAUUUGCAAUUUCUGUACCCAAAUUGAAUUUUAAGAAUUAAAUCUGUUGGAACUAUGUAUGAUGGCCCUUUACUUUUUUCCAGUGGUGGUUUUAAGAAUUUAUCCAGGGAGAGUGUGCAUUGAUAUUACUUAUAUAUUUAACUUAAACAAAUAUUAUCCCAUUGAUCAUGCAUUAAUUUAAUUUAAAUUACCCAACUUUUACUGUCAAAAAAAUUACUUUCUUUUUUAACUUAAAUAAUCUAAUCUAACUUGUUUUACAAAAUUCAAAAACUCCUAGGAUAAAGAGAACAGGUGCAGUGACUACUAUAGGUAAUUUAAUUUAUAUUUGUAAGCAACGAUUAACCAAUGCUAAUGAAAAAACGAUUUUGAGCAGAAUUUGGUUGAUAGUAUUGUUUUGUUAACAAUAUAUACUUCAUAUUAUGGUAUAAUAAUUACAUAUGCAUAAUAUAGUUUCUUUAAUAUUGUACCUAUUUUCUCGCUUUUCCCAUUUAUUGGGAAAACUUCAGGGAAAAUCUAAGAAUGACCUCCCUAAAUUAUCUUCCUAGUCAGAUUUACUUUCAGAAAAAGUGCUAUCAUUCAAUCAUCGUAAAUCUGAGCAAAAUGGCUAGUAAAAAAGUCCAUAGGAAAAAAAAAACCCGUAAUAUUUUAGUAAUAUAUUACUUAAAUUUUCCCGUUUGUUUUUCCAACUUGAUAAAUAUAUAAUAUAUAUCAUGCAUAAUAUAAUAUUUUCCAUGUAAUGUAUAUAUGACGCGUAUAAAAAAAGAAAUAUAAAUCUUAUUAAUUUACCAAUUAUUUUUUUUUUUUAUAAAUUUUCAAUGAUAAACUAAUUCAAAGUUUAAACCCAGUCUGGGGGGUUUAGACCCCCAAGACUCCCCUUGUAAAACUGCUACUGCUUGUUUCCAUAGUUAACUAGGGUUAUUUAAUUGUGGUCAAAAUGCUUACAGAAUGCAGAUAAAGAAAAAAAUAAAGAUAAUACCAAAAUAAAAAAACUUAAAAACGAAUUAGAAGAAAAAGAAGAAAUGUAUGAACUAAUUCAAAAACAAUUAAGACUUGUUAGUUAUUAAUUUUCUAUAUAAAACUGCUGUUGUAAGAAAAUUGUUUCUGAUUAUUUAUUUCUUAUUAGUUAUUUCCAUUUUGUUUUAUUUACUUGAUUUUAAUUUUGAUUUUUGUUAUAAUAAUAGUAUUGUACUUAUACCUACUAAACAAUUAAAAAAAAAAAAAAAAAAAGAGUACCUGAUAAUACUAUUAAUGUUUCUAUAAUAUGUAUAAGAAAUAAAACUAUUUCCUCAUUAUUUAUUAGUUACAUAGCUUCUGUCUAAUAAAAUAAUAAAGUAAAAAUAAAAUUAUUAAAUGGUUAUAACUCUGAAAUAAAUAUUUAAAUAAAUAAUUUACAUAUUAUAGAGAUAAACAAAUUAGUAAAUUAAUGUGUUGCCUGGAGUUUUAUGAUGAGUGUAUUAUACAACCGGUUUCAAAUUAAAAAAUUAUCAGAUAUAUCACAGUCAAAAUUUAAAACAACUGAAUAUAACAAAUUAAAUGAAGGAAUACAUAGAAAACAACGUUAAAAGUGAUUUUUAUAUCUUAAAUCAAUUUUUUUCUAUAGUUAUAGAUUAAUAGUUCAAGCUAAAUAACAAUUGUGUAUUUUAGAUAUUUUUAGAUUAUUUUAUGACAACUUGUAUUUAAAGCACUAUAAUUUCACAAAGUAAUGUUUAUUAAAUGUAUGAUAUGCUAACAAAUAUUUGUGGCAUUUUAUUUUUAUAGAUGUAAUGGAUGACAUUUUUAAGAAUGAUGAUUAUUGGAAUAUUGGUUUGUCAGAAGAUGUUUAUGAAAUAAUAAUGAAAAAUAAAGACUAUUUUAAUUCUGCAAUUAACUAUGAAAAUGAUUAUAGUUUAGAUUAUUUUGGAUUUCAAGUACUGUUUAAUAUUAUUUAAUUGAGUUUAUAUGAUAAUAAUAAUAUUUUUCUGUGUGUAAUUUUUAGAAUUUAAUGCAAUAUUAUUUAGCUAAAUCUAACAAUCAAACUAUUGAACGGCCUCAACAUUUAUUUAUGAAAGUUGCUAUAAGUAUUCAUGGGCAUGAUAUUGGUUCAGCUAUUGAAACAUAUAAUAUGUUAUCUCAAAAACUUUUUAUGUUUUCUCCAGUUGUAAUACAGUUACAACCAGCGUCCAAAAAAUUGAAUGUACCAGUUAUAAGGUAAAAAUACAUGUUAUUCAGUAAAACCAUAAUAUUAAUAUUUAUACUUUAUUAGUAAUUAUUCAGUUGCAAUGAUAUCUGAUAGCAUUGAUGGUAUAUAUGAUACAGUUAACCGUCUUUCUAAUUUUGUUUUGCCUUAUUCGAGUACUGCCGUUCAUGUACACAAAAUACGCGCUGCUGGCACUUAUAUUAAAGGAAGCAAUGGAAAAUCAAAUGGUCUUCCUCUUAUGUUAAAACAAUAUGAUAUUGUGUUAAAGAACUAUGAGACACCUGAGAGACCUGAAAGUAUUAAAGGUCUAGCAAUUUAUUGUGAAUUAUGGCAUGCAGAUAUUAUGAAAGUUUUAGACCAAAUUAGGAAAACAGCUAUUGCAGAUUUAAAAUUAAAAAAUAGUUACCCAGCUUUAUGGAUACCAGACGAAUUUAUGAGAAGAGUAGAAAAUGACCAGAUAUGGAGUUUUAUGAGCCCUGAUCAUUGUCCUGGUCUUACAGAAGCUUAUGGAAAAGAAUUUGACAGUCUUUAUAAAGAGUAAUGACUUAAAAAUAUGAUCUAAUCUAAUCAAUUUUAUAAUUAAAUCAAUUUUUUUUUAAUUAUAAUUAUUCUUAGGUAUGAAUUAAAAAGUAAAAGUUUUGUUAUAAAACAAAUUGAAGCAAAGAAAUUAUGGUCACAGAUUAUUCAAUCUCAAAUCGAAACAGGUUUUCCAUUAUUACUAUUUAAAGAUGCAUGCAAUGCUAAAAGUAAUGAAUCUCAUCUGGGAACCAUUCAAUGUGCUGGUCGUAAUGGGGAUACUGUACAAUUUACUGCACCAGAUGAAGUAAUUUUGUAUAUCAAACUAAUUAAUACAAUUUCUAACAUAAAAUGAGGUUUCGCUGUGUUAAAUAAAUUACUCUAUUGAUAGGUGGCAAUAUGUACUACUGCUUCAAUUGCAGUUAAUAUGUUUUUAACCACUCAAAACACUUUUAACUAUUCAAAACUCAAGGAAGUUGUGAAGAAAGUGACUUAUGAUUUGAAUAAAAUAAUUCAAAAUAAUAAUGAUAUACUUAGCAAGGUAAUUUAUACUUAUGCUUUUCAAUUACUUAUAAUUGUAAUUGAUAAUAUUUUACAGGAAAAAUAUUUAACUUUAGGAUUAAAACAAAAUCAAUUAGCAAUUGGAAUUGGUAUCCUAGGAUUAGCAGAUUUAUUUAUUAAAAUGAAAUAUUCUUUUGAUCAAAAAGAAGCAUUAGAGUUAAAUAUAAAAAUUCAUGAAACAAUUUACUAUGGUGCUUUAGAAGCAAGUUGUGAAUUAGCUGCUAAAUUUGGUCCUUAUAAAACAUAUCACAAUAGUCCUGCUAGUAAAGGGGUAAGUUAACUAAAUUUAAAAUUUAAAUUCUGAGCAAAGCAAUGAAGUUUUAUUGUGAUGUGUGUUUUUCUUUCCCGUCUGUGAACUCUUUAGUGGUUAUAAUAUUUGGCGUAGAAAUAUAUUUAUAGGAAACGACACUAACGCAUUAAUUUGUGGUUGAAAUUUUUCAAUGUUUUAUAUUGAAUUACUUAUACCCGAACAUUGUGCAGUAAGUGCCAUUAAUUAUUAGGUAAGAAAUUAUACUGGGUGGUAAGCAACAAUUUAAGCAGUAAACAAACUGUUAAAAAAAAAAUAUAUAUAUAUAUGCAGUAAACUUAUGUGCCACAAUAAAACGGGUGUAAUGGGGUAUUUUUAGCAUGACUAUUUGUUACUUACAUCAUAUGAUGAUAGAAUGAAUUAAGCAACAAUGUGUAUGAUAAAUUCAGUAAUUAACUAUAGAAAAAGUAUAUAAUUUUGGUCCCAUUUACGAGUACUUACAACUUUUUUUUUAUAAUGAUAUAAGAUUAUAAGAACAACUUAAUGAAAAUUAUAUUAAACUGUUUAGCAUUUUUGAAGUUAUAAGAAUUUUAUCUACUUAAAACCAAUCCAAAACUAAUAGCUAUUUAAAGAUUAUAAAUGACUAGUUUAUUUUUAAAAAUCUACCUCUUCUUAUAAAGAGCUAAUAUUCGGUGAAAAUGUUAAGUCUACAAUUAUUUUAAAAAUUAAGUUAAAAUUAAAUUCUCCUUGAUUUUCACCAUUAUUAAGGAAAUAACAAAAAAAUUUAAAAAAGAAUUACCUAUUUAACUAACUAAAUCCAAAAUACUUUAAGUUCCUAUAAUGUUUUUGAAUAAAACAGGGUUUUUAGUCAAAAUGUUGAUAACAGAUAUAAUACUAAAAGAGUCGAUACUGCUGAAGGAUGUGCCAAUGCUUUAAGUUAAAAAAUAGAAUACAAAGGUGUUAAUUAAUUUAUAUCUGUUCAUAACAAUAAAUAAUUAUUACUAUCAAAGUUUUGAAAUGCUAUGAUAUUUAAGAUUUUUGUAAAAUGUGACCUUUAAACUUUUAUUUUAAAAAAAACCUUAAUUAAGCUUUUUUUUACCAUUAAACACAAUUUAUGACCCUCUUGUAAAUUGUUACACACAUCAUAGUAAAACCAAUACAUUUCUCACGCUCAAUAGCAUUUUUGUGUACAAUGAAUUAUUGUUGCAUACAGUACCUAUAUUAACUUAACUUUAUACAUAUGUUCCCUAUUUGCUACCUGUAACAGUAGCCAAUCUAUGAGCAUAUCUUAACCCUCUUUAAAAAAUUUUUAAUUUUCUUGUUAAUUUGAUGUAUGCAGCUAUUACAAUUUGAUUUUUGGAAUGUAAAACCUUCCAAUUUAUGGAAUUGGAGUAGCCUGAAAAAUAAAAUUUCAGAACAUGGAUUACGAAAUUCCCUUGUUACAAUUACUUCAAAUACUGAAAUUGAGUCUAAAAUUUUUGGAAGUAUGAAUUCUAUUGAACCAUUAGAUUCCAAUAUUAAAUUUAAAUAUGUUUCAUUUGAAGAAAACAAACAAACAAAAAUUCAGGUUAUUUUAUUCAUUUUUCUUACAUUUUUAAAUAAUAUGUAUGAUUAUUUCUUAACUAUAUUUAUUUGUUAUAAUUUAAGGUUUGCAAUCCAUACUUAUUAAAGGAUUUGUAUAGUCGUAAUCUUUGGCAUGAGAAAUUAGUAUCUGAAUUGGUGAAUAAUUCAGGUUCAAUUCAAGUAAUAAAUUAGAAAUUUUUGAAAUUUAUUAAUCAUUAAUAUAAUUAUAUAUUUAGAACAUAAAAGACUUACCAGAAGAUUUAAAAGAACUGUACCUAACAAAAUGGGAAGUUGAUCAAAAAGUUUUAGUACGCAUGGCAGCUGAUAGGGCCCCAUUUAUUGAUCAAUCACAGGCACUUACGCUUUAUAUGGAUAAAGCGAAUGAAAAUGAUAUUUCUAAUAUGCACAUGACUACAUGGAAACUUGUAAGAUAACUUAAUUUUAAAAUUGGAAUAUUGUUAUAAUUACUUAAUUUUGUGUAGGGUUUGAAGACUGGUAUGUGUCAAUUAAAAAUUAAGCAAACCGAAUAAUGAUCCAUGAAAUUCAUAAAUCAUUACACUAUUUCAUUUAGUCUUUUUUUAUUUUGAAGUAUAAAUUAGGUAUGUAAUUUUUAGAAACACUGUAUGUUUUACAUUAUACAUAUUAAUUUUAAAUAUAUUUUGUACCUACACUUGAUUUAAUUAUAAUUAUUAUUUUUUUUUUUUUUUGGAGCCCAUAUAGUCUUGUGUUUUUGUAUUUUUAAUAUUAUACAAUUUUGCAUAGUUUAAAUUUGAAUUCAGAAUGGUUGUAAUUCAGAAAAUAAUAUAUUUCAGGUUUUUGAAAACUCGGGUUUAAAAAAAAUAUAUAUUUAUUUAGGUAUUAGGCUGCUGGUUUUCUAAAUUUUCUCCAAUUUUGUAAAAUUUUAAAAUUGUCUUCAAAAUUUAAGGUCUUCAUUAUGACCACCUUAAAGAUAAGACUUUCCCGCUAAUAUACUGCCGAUACUUAUUUAGAGAGAAAAGGUAAAGUUCAUUUUACAGAUGAAAAUAACUUUAUAGAAAUAGAGAUAGCUUCCUGUUAAUAUAAUAUUUUUUUAUUAAAUUGUUUAAUGUAUUAAACUUCAAUAUUUUAUUUGAUUACAAAUGUAGGUAAAUUGAAAAUUUACCAGUUUUAAAGAUUUAUUAUAAAUUUUAAAAAGAUAAUAUUAUGUAUUGAGUUCAAUACUGUAUAUAAAAGGUUUUUUUAUUUCUAACAAAAAAAUAAUCAUUGAAAUUUUUUUUCUGUUGUACAUAUUAUUGAGCCAAAAAAAAAAAAAAAACGCUAAAACUGGGUCCUUAAAUUAAAAUAAAGUUUGAUAUUAUGUACUUCCAUAUUAAUUUGGUUACAGAAUCCAAAAUCUAUCUAAAUUCUAUGUUUUAUAAUUAAGCUAUAUAAAUUAUGAUUAAAAUAAAUAAAUCUCCUAUUAGCAAGAAUUGUAAUAUUUAAGUAAUUGAUUGUAUACACAUUAAAAGUUGAUAAAUUUUGGCUUUAGAAUUAAGAUGUAAAUUACACCAAAGUAAAUAAAACAGAUUAAUCAAAAAUGUAAUAUUAUCCUGAAAUACAUUAGAUUCCACUUUAAUGGAAUAUGUUCGUGAUACCCAUUUUAUCCUCCUAAUGAUUUGUAAAUUUGAUCAUAAGUCAGAAACAAUCUGUAAUUUUUUUUGUAUGUAUUGAAUUUAUAGCAGACCAUGCUAGAAAUUCUUUCUAUACAAAAGAUAAUUUAAAAAUCGAACAUUUAAAAUCCGUAUUUUGCAUAUUUUAUAGACUUUCAUUGAUUUUUGUAUAUUAUGCAUAUUUAAUAUUUGUUAAAAAUCUUUUUUUUUUUUUCUUAACCAAUGUAGUUUCAAUAAUGUUGAAUAUAAAGUUCAAUAUUAUUUAAUGUUAUUUCUUUUCAUCCCUGUUUAUUAUUAAUUAAUGAUAACGGUGCAAUUCACAUUUAGUGUUUAUCCUUUUGUGCAUAUUAAUAAUGACAGAUGUUUUUGAAUAAUAUUUUGCAUAUUUAGCACUUAUAGCUUCUAAGCCCUAGUAAUAUGUGUUCAAAAUGUGCUAGAAAUUAUAAUAUUUUAGAUAUUUGGAAAUCUUAUUGUUUACAUACUUGGUACACGUUCAUUUUUAGUUCAUUGCUGUAAUAAACAAAUUUAAUCUACUAAUAUUUAGUUUACAGAACACUGGAUAAAUGAUAAAAAUAUAUUUAAUUAGUAUCAAACUCCGAGUAAUUGUGUUUAGUAGUAAAAGUAUGUAUUAUUAUUAUUUUUAUUGAUACCAUUCAUUUCAUUUUUUGGUAAAUUCUACUUUACAGCUCCUCACAAUUUUUAAUUUAUUUAAAUUAUUUAAUAAUUUUUCAGUAACUUUUUUUAAAAUUCAUAUUGAUUUGAAUUUGCUGGUUUUGUGAUUUCAAAUAUGAUAGGUAUAUUUGAUUUCAAUAUUAGGUUCGGACCUACAGGUCUUAAAUUAACCUGCAUCUUAAUUUGUGCUGCAGGUAAAUAUGACAUCAAACAGAUGUCUUGGUUUGGUUUGGUCUUGGUUUGCGCACAAAAGUACCAUUAGUUUGGGAAAAAUUAAUUUGUUUACGUUGUACACUUUCCUCCCCUCUUUACAAACUUAAGACUGUAUGGAAAUAUUUUUGAUAGUUGUGGUUAAAAAUGUAUAAUUUAUGCUAGACAUGAAUUAUAUAUACAACUGAUUUAAAUAAUUUUGAACUAUAACUGAAUAUGCAAGAAAUUACAAGUUAACAUUUUUUAAACUCGUGAUAUUUUGCAAAUUUAAUUGCUUAUACUAAUGCAUAUAUUUCAACAUCGUGAUUCAAAGUAUUCAAAUACUUCACUUAUUUUGAAAUCAAUCGUAAAUAUUAUAAAUAUGAAUUCAUAAAAUACAUUACACUCACUACAAAUAGUUACAUUAGACUGAACUUGCAUUGUGAUAAUUUGAUGAUUUAUCGAAAGAAAGUUAUUAUCAAGUUAUAUUUGUCAACAUUUGUCCCAAAACUUCCAUUUUAUGUAAAAAUAUUAAUCUGCACAAACCAGUUUUAAAUUUAAUUUUAUCAUGUACCUAAACAAGUUCCGUUAUUUUAGGUAAAAAUAUUAAAUUUUGCGGAAAAAAGUUGCAGUCCAUCAAACAAAGUGACACCUGUAAUACUCAUACUAUUAUUCAUAUAACUGGCAACUUAAAAUCAUUAUAACUUCUAAAAUAAUUUCUGAAAAAAGUUAUUAAACUAUCAUCUUCAGCAAUAAAAAACACUUCGCGUGAUAUGCAUUUUAAAUUGUGAUAUUUCGCAUAGGUAUUUAAAUCUCACUUAAAAAAUAAAAUAUUGAAACAUUCUAUAUAAUUUUACUGAUAAUGUUUUUAUAUAUAACCCUUUCAGAUCCGAAUUAAAUCUAAUUACCAAAAAAAAAUUUUCUUAUUAUUAAUCAUAUCUAAAACAAUAUACUUACCAAGUUUCAAGUUAUUUUGAUCAUCUGGACCAAAAAUAUAGCUAUGUACAUAACAAUGGCCAUUGGGACAAUAUAGAGGUUUAAUCGGAUUAAGUAAUGUGAUGAGCUCAAUAGACUUGUAUUUUAAUCGGUCUAUCCAAAAAUGUAUGAAUUAUAAAUAGAUAAACAAUUUUUAUUAGUAAAAUUUUCUAAAAUAAUUUCUCCUUUUAAUGAAACAUGGAUGUGUAUUGAGCAUUUUACUCAAUACACAUGUGCCUUUACAGCCUUCUAACUUGUAUCUUCUUACUUCUGGACGAUUGUCAAUUUUUGAAAAAUGGCUGAAUUGAUCCUUUCUUAGUUCUUCUGUUGGUCUUUGAUUUAUAAUAGGUCAUAUCAUAAAUUCAUAACUACAGGAGCAGUAAAAUGUACAUUUUUCCAAUAUAUAUAUUUUUUUCAAUUGGAGUAAAUCUUGACCAUUUAUUGGAACCAUACGAUAUUAUAGGAGAUGUAUUUUGAAUAGGUUGUGGCCAUAAAUUUAAUGGAACUUGCUCAUUUAAUGUUUUAUUUAUUUCAAGGAUUUCUAGCUUUUUCCAUCUCAUAAUUCGAUUUUUUCAAAUUCGGUUAUGUCAACCAUUUGUUGUUCUAGAUCAUAGUCGAAGUCUUGCAAACGAUUCUUUGACUCUUGGGAAAAUUACCCAUAACCUCUUCAUCACUAGAUGAAGUAAUCACACAAUAGCUAUUUUAAGCAUAUCCCAUGUUUCCUUUGGCGUCUUGUUGAGCUUGACACAAAAUUUUACUGCAUAACGUCGUUCUAAAAAUGUUUCAGUCUUAACUACGACGCAGUCUCCGCACAGAGAUUCACAAUAAAACACAUCCUAACUCUCCGAGAGUUCGGAGACGACUAACAGUGGCAUCUCCGAAUAACUAUAGGCGCCCCUCACUCAUCCUAACCGGUUUCACCGUUCCGCAUUUCGUAGACAAAAUAAUUGGGUUCAUUACUUUCCGGAUAAACCCUGUAUACCUAUACGAGAGUGAAAUUUCCGGGCAGAAACCGCUGCGUGUUGCGAUAUUUCCACACGGAAUCCAAAAUAAAUCCAAAGAUUCCAAACACAUUGUUUAUUAUCAACUAGUAUCGUCACGUAAUUGUGCAUUAUUCCAUGCAUUAUUGUUUAUAAGUUAAAAGACAGCAUUGUAAAUUGUCGGUCUGCAUUACGACCACAGAGUAAUAUUAUUUAUUAUAAACUUCAACC
Cinara cedri is the source of this 12915-nucleotide messenger RNA. NCBI's taxonomy places the organism in Eukaryota, Metazoa, Arthropoda, Insecta, Hemiptera, Aphididae. The record is from the annotation of a GenBank genome assembly.